AAAAGACUAACUAUCAUAGGAUUCAUAGCCUUUAACACUCCAAAACCUCUUCACUCUUAGCUUGCUUGAGCAUGAAAGCUUCCACUCUACCCGUUUACCCAACCCCUCUUCCCAAAACCUCUAAUUUCUCUCUUCAUCUCCUUCCAAUGGCUUCCAUUCCCACACUCUCUUCAUCCCUACCUACACUCUCUGCUCACUCCUUAUCCCAUUCAAACCCCAACAACCACUGCACUCUCCCUCCCACAUCUCUCUUCGGCACCAGGAUCACCCUCCUACGCGCCACCUCAUCGUCUCAUUCCCUCCCCAACACCAAUUGCCGUGCAACCUCAGCCACCGUGUCGUUUAGCCUCCCCACCCCGAAACCCCUUUCGGAUACGCCCGAGAAAACCCCAAAGUGGUCGGAGAGGGCUAUAAAAUCGUAUGCAAUGGGGGAAUUGGAAGCGAGGAAGCUCAAGUAUCCAAACACGGGAACCGAGGCGCUUCUCAUGGGGAUUUUGGUUGAAGGAACAAGUAAUGCUGCAAAAUUCUUAAGAGCUAAUGGAAUUACUCUUUUGAAAGUACGUGAAGAAACAGUAGGGCUACUUGGGAAAUCCGACUUGUUUUUCUUCAGCCCUGAGCAUCCUCCUUUGACUGAACCAGCCCAGAAAGCCCUUGAUUGGGCAAUUGAGGAAAAAUUGAAGUCAGGUGAAGGAGGAGAAAUAAACGCUACACAUUUACUUCUAGGAAUAUGGUCUCAAAAAGAAUCAGCAGGUCAACAGAUCUUGGCUACUCUAGGUUUCAAUGAUGAAAAAGCCAAAGAACUUGCUAAAACAAUUGGUGGUGAUGUUUGAUUUGAGUUUCAAAAGGCAAGCUUAAGAAUUUUCUUGCAAUAAUGGUUGAUUGAUACCUGUUGAUCAUUGGGGUUGCAAGUUCCUCUAGGGAAAAUAAACUAUCCUCCCUCAAGUUUAUCAACUAGUACCUGCGUUAAUGUUAUUUCAAAUACUGAGUUGUACACCAUUUUGGAGAUGAUGUAAUUCUUAUUCCUUUUUAAUUUAUACAAGUUUUGUGGAAGUCAAUUUUUAAGCAAUGUGUGAUGGUGGAAUUGCAGUCACACACACACACACACUGCAUCAUCUCUAGUCUCUACCCUGUAACUUGUUACCCUGUAAUUUAUCCAAGUUGUAUCUGUAUCAUUUUGCUUAAAGCGAAUCUUUUUUUAUUAUGAAAUUAAUUGUAAUGGACCGUCAUAAGAUCUUAUGGUCGGUGAAAGAAAAGAUUCAUUUGUUUCA
Molecule: messenger RNA, 1268 nt
Organism: Glycine soja
Lineage: Eukaryota; Viridiplantae; Streptophyta; Magnoliopsida; Fabales; Fabaceae
Product: ATP-dependent Clp protease ATP-binding subunit CLPT1, chloroplastic-like
Exons: 6
Coding region: 72-830 (252 amino acids)
Source: RefSeq, a predicted model, not a curated record